Erpetoichthys calabaricus (reedfish) is the source of this 2291-nucleotide messenger RNA. It is a transcript of the gene tmem130, whose product is annotated as transmembrane protein 130. Bases 185 to 1192 code for a protein of 335 amino acids. The transcript has 7 exons. The record is from RefSeq and is a predicted model, not a curated record. Lineage: Eukaryota; Metazoa; Chordata; Cladistia; Polypteriformes; Polypteridae.
GAGCGCGUUCACAGUUUGGCGGCCUCCCAUUCGCCUAAGCCAACCGGCGGAGGCGGGCGGUUCUAAAGCAAAAGACUCCCGAGCCGCCGAACGAACAUGCCAGGGACUCCCUUUGGGUAAAAUAGGGCAGUCUGAAGCGCCACUCUCCUAUGGGGAUUCAUGUCACAACGAGCGCGGCUCCACCAUGAACUCCAUAGUCAUCCUGUCCGUUAUUCUGUGCCUGAAGGCCGCGGCACUGGACGUCGUCCCUGAGCCUGAACUUGACCUGACAGGCGAGUUGGCCGGGACCCUGGCUUUCUACCAGACGGAGGGAAACCAGACGUACCUGCGCAGCAAUGGAGAGCUGGCCAGUGACCUCCCCACCGAGGCGGUCUUUGAGUUGCAGGACCCUCAGAAUCACUUCCGUCAAGCAUCCUUCACUUACACCUGGGACCUGAGAGAUGGAACGCCCAUUCAGACCAGCGAGCCCCGCAUUGCCAUGAACUUCACGCUUCCUGGCAGCUACUCCCUCAGCGUGGACGUGGUGGCCUACUGGGAGCAUAGCAGCCAUGGAUGGGCCUUUCCUACCCAAAGCAACACAUUCAAGGCAGACCUGACAGUGCUGGAUGCAGUAAGAAGCAUUGAGGUCAGCGGUCCAAGCAGCAUCCUCGUGGACCAGAGUGUAGCACUCACCCUGGCGGUCAAUGGCAGUCCUCCAAUGACCGUCUGUUGGUCCAUUACAUCCGACUGCCAAGUGGCGUCCCUCAAGCACUGCCAUGUGCUGAAGAUGAAUGGUAAGCGGUGCAUCCUGAACUACACGUUCCCCAACUCCGGCCAUUACUGUCUGGGGGUCAAAGUCAAGAAUGACAUCAGCGCCAUGCAGGCUUUCCAGGACCUGACCGUGCAGCAGGACGUCACACACUUGUUCCUGUUCAUCCUCCCCUGUGCUGCGCUCCUGCUGGUGACCAUCGGGUUUAUCGGGUUCUCGGCUUUCAGGCAGCCCACACCACAGAUGAAGAGUCUGCUGGAGGUCACCGAUUUUCAUUUUUCCAGCCCCUCCAGCAAGAACCUCUCUGGGGAUCAUCCAUUGGAGGUCACCAAGAUGGGGCCGUGCUGUGCAGGCUGCUCUCCGCACUCGGCGACUGAAGGGGGCACCGAGGGCUCUCCUCUGCUCCCCAGCGGCUCUCCGUCUGUCCGCUCCUACCUGGCCUAGUGGAGGGCCGCGUUUGGAAAUAUUAGGGUGAUGGUGGUGGUCUCCCCUUUAUUGUUAUUGUUAUUUUUUUUUUUUUUUUGGUCCUUGCCAAAUGGAACUGUUCCAGCCAGCCAAGUGAAGCACUAAGGAUGUGACUUUGAGGCCUACCAGGAGGACAAGGGGUACAUCUGCCACCGUCAAUAGUGCCCACUCCACAUUUUGUCCUGUAGUUUUGAAGUUCUUGGCUUCCCCUUAACACUCGGCUUCAUCUUUAGUCCAUUUGCCAUACUUGAGUGUUCCUCUGCUCCCAUUCACUGCGGGCUUUUGCACUUGAACCCUUAGCACUUCCUCACUGUACGUUUAUCCCUCCUCUCUGUCUGAGCAGCAGCUUCAGUUCAUCCCUCUGAUCUCGUGCCCUCCAUACUUGUUGCACUAGAACUCUAACUUGCUCCCCCCCCUCCCUCUUUGUAACAUGGCCCCCCCAAUCACCUUUUUCUCGUAGUUAAACUUCAAUUCCCUUACCUUCUGAACCUCCACCCCCCCUUCUUCUAAUCCCACCCCUCCACCUCCUUGUCCUCUGCUCCUUGCACUUGAUUGGAUAGCCAUGCCCCAUACCUGGGACCACCGUCCGCUCUCUCUCCUUUCAGACAACACCCCAACAUACUCACACAGGGGUCCCCCAGACUACUGGGGCUCACCUUCAGCUUUGUCUCUCAGAACCCCCCCCCCCCCCCAAAUAGCUGGGCUCUGCUAAGCUCCACACUCCCCUUUGACAGAACCCCAUAAGGGGAAUUGCAUUCAGCACUCCCAAUAUUAGACAUAGCCCCCCCCCGACACUCCUGUUGCCUUAGUCCCCCCCCCUCAUCUUAAAUGGCUUCUCAGUUCUGUCCCCCAAUACAUGUCCCCCUACUACAGUAUGUUCCUGGCCCCUCUUGUGGUCUUCAGUUCUUAUAGAGAGCCCAAAAACAGCCCCCCCCCCCCCUGGUUACUCCCCAUUUUAGGAAAGUCCAACUAUGGGCUGGGCUGUCUGAGCUCCCCACCCCUCUUAGGCAGGCCCCCUCAAACUAAUCCCCCUACUCUUUCUCUUCUUGGAUAACCCCCCCCCCUUUUCCUGACCAUU